AUGGCGACAGAAGUAAGCACGAAGGUCACAGAAGAGCGUCCAACGUUUCAGCUUCGGGCAGAAACGUCUAUCAACUACGACAAGGAGAGCUAUGAAUAUGAAAGCCACCUGCCACAUUUCGUACCCGGAACUCAGCCUCCAUUGGAAGAGUUCCACCAUGACGAUGUCGGUUUGAGGGCUGAUCCGACCAAGGAGAAUCUUUUAGGGGCAACUGGGGUCAGCUAUGAAGAGGUUACCCCAGCGGUCGGCACUGAAAUCCGUGGAAUCCAACUUAGUCAACUGAGCUUUGCCCAGCUUGAUGAACUGGCACUCUUCGCAGCUGAGCGUGGCGUGGUGAUUUUCCGAGACCAAGAUUUCGCAGACAUUGGACCCGAAAAGCAGAAAGCCUACGGAAGACAUUUCGGUUCACUGCAUGUCCAUCAGAUGGGCGGUCAGAUCAAGGACUACCCAGAACUACUCCCUGUGUACCGCGACUUCACAGCAGGUGCUGUAGAUAACGAGAUCAAAGACAAUGUCACCAGCGUGAAGUGGCACAGCGACAUGAGCUAUGAGAUCUUGAAGGCUGUUCACUCCGGCUUCUCUCAAGCUUCGGUGAACGACCACCGCGACCGAUACAUCCGGGAACCCAUUGAAACCAUCCAUCCAGUCGUGAGAACCCAUCCCGUCACUAAGCAGUUUUCUCUCUACGUCAAUCGGCUGUACACAAAACGAAUUGUCGGUAUGAAGCAGGAAGAGAGUGCCGCCUUACUAGGAUUCUUGUUUAACCAUAUCGAAAGAGGUCAGGACUGGCACUUGCGGGUUCAUUGGAGGCCGGGCACGGUGGUGGUCUACGACAACAGGAACACUCAGCACUCUGCGCUGCGAGACUUCAGGGUCGAAGAGGGGACAACUAAGCGGCAUAUGUUGAGGAUCACGCCGCAAGCGGAGAGGCCGUACUUUGAUCAAUUCAACAGCUCUUAG
This is a messenger RNA of Colletotrichum abscissum, 960 nucleotides long. RefSeq lists its product as uncharacterized. The transcript is spliced from 4 exons. Bases 1 to 960 code for a protein of 319 amino acids. Gene Ontology annotation, molecular function: 2-oxoglutarate-dependent dioxygenase activity. The record is from RefSeq and is a predicted model, not a curated record. Gene Ontology annotation, cellular component: cytoplasm. Lineage: Eukaryota; Fungi; Ascomycota; Sordariomycetes; Glomerellales; Glomerellaceae.